GGCCGCGCUCGGGUCCGCCUCCGACUGCGGCGCUGCGCGGCGCGGCGGGGCGAUGUGAGUGCCAUGGCGAGGAGUCUCUGCGCGGGGGCCUGGCUGAGGAAACCCCACUACCUCCAGGCUCGUCUCUCAUACAUGCGGGUGAAGUAUCUUUUCUUCUCUUGGCUGGUGGUUUUUGUUGGAAGCUGGAUCAUAUAUGUGCAGUAUUCAACCUAUACAGAGCUAUGCAGAGGGAAGGACUGUAAGAAGAUCAUAUGUGACAAAUACAAGACCGGAGUUAUUGAUGGGCCUGCGUGCAACAGCCUCUGUGUCACAGAAACACUGUACUUUGGGAAAUGUCUGUCGACCAAGCCCAACAACCAGAUGUACUCAGGGGCGUGGGACAGUCUGCCAGGCGUCGUGAAGUGUCAGAUGGAACAAGCUCUGCAUCUUGAUUUUGGAACUGAGCUGGAGCCGAGGAAAGAAAUUGUGCUAUUUGAUAAGCCGACCAGGGGGACAACUGUGCAGAAAUUCAAAGAAAUGGUGUACAGUCUCUUUAAGGCAAAAUUAGGUGACCAAGGAAACCUCUCUGAACUGGUCAACCUCAUCUUGACGGUGGCCGAUGGAGACCGAGACGGCCAAGUGUCCUUAGGAGAAGCCAAGUCAGCCUGGGCUCUCCUCCAGUUGAAUGAGUUCCUCCUGAUGGUGAUACUCCAGGAUAAAGAGCACACCCCCAAGCUGAUGGGGUUCUGUGGAGACCUGUACGUCAUGGAGAGUGUGGAGUACACCUCUCUGUACGGAGUGAGCCUCCCAUGGGUCAUGGAGCUGUUCAUCCCGUCUGGAUUCAGGAGGAGCGUGGACCAGUUGUUCACACCAUCAUGGCCCCGCAAGGCCAAGAUCGCCAUAGGACUUCUGGAGUUUGUGGAGGAUGUCUUCCACGGCCCCUACGGGAACUUCCUCAUGUGUGACACUAGUGCCAAAAACCUAGGCUAUAAUGACAAGUACGACUUGAAAAUGGUGGAUAUGAGAAAAAUUGUGCCAGAGACAAACCUAAAGGAACUUAUUAAGGACCGCCACUGUGAGUCUGACCUGGACUGCGUCUAUGGGACAGAUUGUAGGACUAGCUGUGACCUGAGCACCAUGAAGUGCACUUCAGAAGUAAUACAGCCAAACUUGGCAAAAGCCUGUCAGUUACUCAAGGACUACCUACUGUACGGUGCUCCAAGCGAAAUCCGGGAAGAAUUAGAAAAGCAGCUUUACUCUUGUAUUGCUCUCAAAGUUACAGCAAAUCAAAUGGAAAUGGAACAUUCUUUGAUACUAAAUAACUUAAAAACAUUAUUGUGGAAGAAAAUUUCCUAUACAAAUGACUCUUAGAUCACUUGGACUAUUGCCACCAAGAAUCUGGUCAUGAAGGAUGAUUCUGAGCAUUUGGAGUUGUGGCUUCUGUGCCUGGGGCCUUACGAAGCCAUCAUCUUAAAUGCAUG
Molecule: messenger RNA, 1460 nt
Organism: Acomys russatus (golden spiny mouse)
Lineage: Eukaryota; Metazoa; Chordata; Mammalia; Rodentia; Muridae
Gene: Dipk1a
Product: divergent protein kinase domain 1A
Exons: 5
Coding region: 64-1350 (428 amino acids)
Source: RefSeq, a predicted model, not a curated record